Messenger RNA from Suillus plorans, 1912 nucleotides. Its product is annotated as Pkinase-domain-containing protein. Gene Ontology annotation, molecular function: protein serine/threonine kinase activity; ATP binding. Lineage: Eukaryota; Fungi; Basidiomycota; Agaricomycetes; Boletales; Suillaceae. The coding region runs from base 1 to 1500 and encodes 499 amino acids. Gene Ontology annotation, biological process: intracellular signal transduction; intracellular monoatomic cation homeostasis; protein phosphorylation. The record is from RefSeq and is a predicted model, not a curated record. The transcript is spliced from 4 exons.
AUGCUGGUUCUUGACUCAGCAGAUACCGCUCAGAGCGAGGGCGAAGGCCCUGAUGGCUCAGACAAGCCCCCGCUUGAUGGCAGUACUCUACACACUUACCCCCAUCCAAAUUCUUUCAUCAACGGUACCACGUACCAUAUGCAACCGCCCAAGGUAGUCAAGGGUGGAACCCCACGCUCGGCAACGCCCUCCAUAACAGAUUCACCCUCACCAUCGGAGAGCGAGAAUUGGAGUGCUCCUUCAACCCGUCCUCCAAGCCAGGCUCCAAGCCGGGCUCCUAGCAUAUCGGGCGGUGUGUCAGGCAACAGACUAACCGUACCGAAUACGUCAAAGACUCCUCAGAAGGGCAAACCUCUGCCGUCAGAGAAACCACCUACCAGCCGCUCGAGGGCACCAUCCAACGCUCACUCGGACAGUGGGCAGAAAUUCACUCUCAAAGAUCUCAUCACUGCUUCUGCACCUAAACUCUCACGCAAGUCUUCUGCCCGCUCAACUAGUAGCAAGAAGUCAGAUUCCGACGUAGAUCGAAAAUCGGUUGGUGGUGAGAGUGCAGCCAGUUUAACGCAGAAGUACGGUGUUUGCCAAAAGGUUGCUAUUGGCAAGGGGGCCACUUCUGUCGUCCGCCUAGCCCACAAAUGGGAUAGAAGUGAAGAAAAGCUGUACGCUGUCAAGGAGUUCCGCAAAAGACGAAAGAAUGAAUCAGAAAAGGAGUACGUCAAGAAACUCACCGCAGAGUUUUGUAUUUCCUCUACGCUACACCAUAUCAACAUAGUUGAGACAGUGGAUCUCGUUCAGGACGAGAACCAACAUUGGUGUGAGGUUAUGGAAUUUUGCCCUGGUGGGGAUCUCUACGCUGCAAUCAAGAAGGGUGGUAUGUCGCCCAGUGAAGUCGAGUGCUGCUUCAAGCAGAUGCUUUCGGGUGUUUCGUAUCUCCACAGUCAAGGCGUCGCACAUCGUGAUAUCAAACCGGAGAAUCUCUUUUUUGACACCAAGGGCCAUCUGAAGAUCGGCGACUAUGGCGCAUCGACUGUAUACCGCCUGCCAUGGGAAGCGACAAUUCACAUGUCGACGGGGCUUUGCGGUAGUGAGCCGUACAUUGCCCCAGAGCAAUUUUUAGGCAAACCAUACGACGCCCGUUUAGUUGACAUAUGGGCGUGCGGUAUUGUGUAUUACUGCCUCCACUUCCAAGAGAUGCCCUGGCGUGCUGCUCAAAUGUCCGACACGCUCUAUGCGGCGUAUGUCGCAGCCUGUGCAGUUUCGCACAAAGACAAGGAUAAAGACAAGGAUGUCGUUUUCCCACCGACUAUCAACAACCUGAGCCCACGGGCGUGCCGCAGUUUAAUCCGGAGGAUGCUUGAGCCUGACCCGAAACUACGUUCUCCCAUAGAGGACAUCGUGGCGCAUUCAUGGGUGCAGGGUAUAGAAGUUUGUCAUGCUGUAGCAAAACCCACGCACGUGCAUGUGCAUGCGAUGCAGCAAGCGCAGAUCAUAUCAUCAUGAGGCGUUCUUGCGGGGGCAUGUCGCGUGUGCCAACACCUUGUAUGUUGUAACCUAAUAUCAGCCCUCUUGGAACACAGCGCCGCCUGUAUUCUUGAAGCAUAAUACACAGAACAAUACGCCUUCUGUCGUAGUAUCCAAUUUUCCUUUUUCUGCUAUUACAUCUGUCACUGUCUGCGCACCUGCUUACCAUAGCUUCUUGUAGUACUUACUUGGCCAUGGAAUCGAUGUCUUACGUCACCUACUAUUGUCGAACGGCACAAGGACUCCUUUGCAAUAUAGAAUAUGUCAUAGAACAGUACGGUAUUGUGGUAUGCAGUAAUGAGGUAGGGUAAGAUCGAGAAUUAUGCCCCGUCGUUGCCUGGAAAGCUAAAAGUCAAUAAAGAAUUGGAUUGGAUCUAAUUUAUCGUUAACA